Exophiala dermatitidis NIH/UT8656 is the source of this 1254-nucleotide messenger RNA. Its product is annotated as aspartate aminotransferase. The record is from RefSeq and is a predicted model, not a curated record. Gene Ontology annotation, cellular component: cytosol. The coding region runs from base 1 to 1254 and encodes 417 amino acids. Gene Ontology annotation, molecular function: pyridoxal phosphate binding; L-aspartate:2-oxoglutarate transaminase activity. Gene Ontology annotation, biological process: L-aspartate biosynthetic process. NCBI's taxonomy places the organism in Eukaryota, Fungi, Ascomycota, Eurotiomycetes, Chaetothyriales, Herpotrichiellaceae. The transcript is spliced from 3 exons.
AUGGGUUCCAUAUCGAAUGGCCCCGUCGAGCUCUUUGAGGCUGUGCCUCAAGCGCCAGAAGACCCUCUAUUCGGGUUGAUGGCCGCGUACCGACAGGAUACAUAUGAGAAAAAAGUCGAUCUGGGAAUUGGUGCAUACAGAGACAACAAUGCGAAGCCUUGGGUGUUACCUGUCGUUAAGAAAGCAGACCAGAUCCUCCGAGAUGACCCCAAUCUGAACCACGAAUACCUCCCCAUUGCUGGUCUUCCAGAGUUCACAUCAGCCGCUCAGAAACUUAUCCUUGGCUCAGACAGCCCCGCGAUCAAAGAAGGACGGGCAGCCUCACUACAAACCAUCUCUGGCACUGGUGCCGUCCACCUGGGAGGUCUGUUCCUGUCAAAAUUCCUCAAACCCACGCCAGCCAUCUAUCUGUCCAACCCAACCUGGGCGAAUCACAACCAGAUCUUCACGAAUGUUGGCCUUGACAUCAAGACGUAUCCAUACUUCUCCGCAAAGACAAAGAUGCUGGAUCACGAAGGCCUGUUAGCGACGUUGAAGUCGGCGCCAGAGAAGAGCAUCAUCCUGCUUCACGCAUGUGCACAUAACCCCACGGGCGUCGACCCCACACAAGACCAGUGGAAGCAGAUCGCCGAGGUGAUUCGAGAACGCGGCCAUUUCCCCUUCUUCGACUGCGCAUACCAAGGCUUCGCCUCGGGCAACCUGGCCACCGACAACUGGGCGAUCCGAUACUUCGUCGAGCAAGGUUUCGAGCUGGUCAUCGCACAGUCCUUUGCGAAGAACUUUGGGCUCUAUGGUGAGCGGGCUGGAGCAUUCCAUUUUGUCGCAGCACCGGGAUCCAAGGCACAAGACGUUACAAAGAGAGUAGCCAGCCAACUGGCCGUUCUGCAGCGAUCUGAGAUCUCCAACCCUCCGGCCUACGGUGCUCGGAUUGCCAGCAUCGUUCUCAACGACAGGCAGUUGUUCUCCGAAUGGGAGGAAGACCUACGCACAAUGUCUGGCCGGAUCAUCGAGAUGCGCAAGAGCCUCAAGGCCGAGUUGGACAGACUGCAAACUCCGGGUUCCUGGGACCACAUCACCAGCCAAAUCGGCAUGUUUUCCUUCACCGGCAUCUCCGAGGCUCAAGUCCUGGCCAUCCGAGAAAAGUGGCAUGUCUACAUGACCAAGAAUGGCCGGAUCAGUAUGGCGGGUCUGAACACUGGCAAUGUCAAGUAUGUCGCUGAGGCGCUGGACGAUGUCGUCAGAAAUGUCAAAUAA